Messenger RNA from Chanos chanos (milkfish), 696 nucleotides. It is a transcript of the gene efna5b, whose product is annotated as ephrin-A5b. Bases 1 to 696 code for a protein of 231 amino acids. Gene Ontology annotation, molecular function: ephrin receptor binding. NCBI's taxonomy places the organism in Eukaryota, Metazoa, Chordata, Actinopteri, Gonorynchiformes, Chanidae. Gene Ontology annotation, cellular component: external side of plasma membrane; plasma membrane. Gene Ontology annotation, biological process: regulation of cell-cell adhesion; axon guidance; regulation of actin cytoskeleton organization. The record is from RefSeq and is a predicted model, not a curated record. The transcript is spliced from 5 exons.
AUGCUGCAAGUGGAAAUGAUCAUAUUCGUCUGUCUGAUCCUUUGGAUGUGUGUAUUUAGCCAAGAGCCGAGCUCCAAGGUGAUGGCCGAUCGCUAUGCCGUCUACUGGAACCGCACAAACCCCAGGUUUUACCGUGGAGACUACCACAUCGACGUGUGCAUCAAUGACUAUUUGGAUGUGUACUGUCCGCACUAUGACGAUGGGGUACCCGAGGAGAGGACUGAGCGUUAUGUCCUCUACAUGGUUAACUAUGAUGGCUACAGCACCUGUGACCACACGGCCAAAGGCUUCAAACGCUGGGAGUGCAACAGGCCUCAUUCCCCUAAUGGGCCUCUCAAGUUCUCUGAGAAGUUCCAGCUCUUCACACCCUUCUCUCUGGGAUUUGAGUUCAGGCCAGGAAGAGAGUACUACUACAUCUCAUCCAUGGUGGCUGAGAAUGGGAGAAGAACAUGCCUGAAGCUCAAAGUCUUCGUCAAACCAGCAACCCACUGCGUGAAAACUAUAAGCGCUCACGAUCGUGUUUUUGACGUUAACGACAAAGUAGACAAUUCAUUAGAACCAAGAGAUGACACCAGUCACGAGUCAGCCGAGCCGUCUCGGAGAGACCCGACAAACUCAGCGCAACUGCCCUGGAUACAGAACUCUCUUCUCACAGCUCUUCUUUGCCUCUGCCUGUCUGCACUACUCAACUUAUAG